Molecule: messenger RNA, 1649 nt
Organism: Humulus lupulus (European hop)
Lineage: Eukaryota; Viridiplantae; Streptophyta; Magnoliopsida; Rosales; Cannabaceae
Exons: 10
Coding region: 149-1450 (433 amino acids)
Biological process (GO): RNA (guanine-N7)-methylation
Cellular component (GO): nucleus; tRNA methyltransferase complex; cytosol
Molecular function (GO): tRNA (guanine(46)-N7)-methyltransferase activity; protein binding
Source: RefSeq, a predicted model, not a curated record
AAUCAUAAACCCCUUUUGGUCUUCUUCCUCGUCGUUUGACCCGUAAAACCCCAGUUAUGCAGCAAAAGCAAAUCCUAAAACCCUAAAUUUAGCAGGGAAAAUUGGUUGGGGCUUUACUGUUUGCACUUGUAUUUGGGUCGGAGCAAAAAUGGAAGACCCUCCGGCGGAAUUUGGAGAAUCUAGCAAAGAUAGUGAGGUAGCUCCAGCCUUGAUAGCAGUUCAUCCUUCACAAGAAUCGGUCGCCGUCGCUGUCGGAUCGGAACUCCGAGUCUUCGACCUCCGUCAGGGUUGUGCUGUUUCUUUAGAAGAUAAUUCUUCCUCGGGAUCUCUCCAUAAGGAUUCCAUCAGAGCUAUUCGCUAUGGAGCAAAUGGGAAGCUCCUUGUUUCUGCUGGUGAUGAUAAAGUCGUCAAAGUAUGGUCGACCGAGUCGUGGCGCUGUAUUACUACUGUGUGCUCGGAGAAAAGAGUCAGUGCUGUUGCAAUAAGUAAUGAUGGUCUAUAUGUUUGUUUUGCUGAUAAGUUUGGAGUAGUUUGGAUUGUGGAACUUGAUGGGCCUGAUGGAGAAAAUGUCGUGAAUAAGAAGGCAGCUCCAAUGCUAUCUCACUAUUGUAGUAUCAUCACCAGCCUGGAGUUUUCACCAGAUGGCAAGUAUGUUGUUAGUGCUGACCGGGAUUUUAAGAUUCGGGUGACUGUACUUCCCAAGAAGCCUUUAGAUGGAGCUCAUGAGAUACAAAGCUUUUGCCUUGGUCAUACAGAGUUUGUCUCUUGCCUCGCCUUUGUUUGCACUCAGGAGUACCCCCAGGGGUUUAUUGUCUCUGGAAGUGGUGAUUCAACAGUUCGCUUGUGGGAUAUUUCUUCAGGAUUUCUUCUUAAUACUUGUGAAGUUGGAGAAAAGGCAGGACUGUUAGAGUCAAAUGGUGGAGAAACGGAGUGUUAUUCUGCUGUCACAGAUCUGUGCACCAGUCUUGAUGGUUCACUUGUUGCUGUUGCUGUUCAAAGCUUGCAAGGGAUAGUGAUAUUAAACUGCGAUCUUUCUUCACGAACUCUCUCUGGUGCCAAGGUGAUUUCAAUCUGCGGAGGGACGUUUAUUCCUACUAGCCUGAGAACUUGCUCCGCCACGGGAUUAUUGUGGAUGGUUACUGGUGUCUCUGAUCUGCAUGUUUCAGAACACCCCUCUUUGGCCCGGGUGAGAGUCAUCUCUGGUUUCAAGAAAACCAGUCCCAACUCUGAUCAGCAGGGGCCAUUUGUGCUGGAAGAUAAUGAGAUUCCUGCAGGAACUAAACUGCUUGAGAAGCUGCAGGGAAGUUUAUCCUAUAGUGAAGAAGAUUUCUUGGCUGCUGCUGAAGCUGUGAAAAAAGCAAUGAGCAAUCUUCUAAUAAAAAAACAAUACUCCACUGAGAACAGAGAAUUUAGGAAGAGAACUAGAAAUGACAAGAAAGGCAAGCCGUGAGAUGAGACUCUAAGCAAGUAGCAACCACCACACUCACAAUUGUAUUCUUUUACUGUUUUUUGAGGAAUCAGCCAGUUCAAAAUUUUGUAGCAUUAUUUUCUCUUCAAAUAGAAAACAAAAUGUAUUCUGGAAUAAUUUGUUAGCUGGGUUUUUAUGUUGUAAACCAUUUGUUCUAUUAGAUUUUGUUUCUGUUUUUGCA